AUGGGAUCCUCCGGAAGUGCAAGCUCGUCUCGAAGGAGCUCAGGGUCAGGCUCUCAUUAUGGGCACACGUAUGUGGAAACGGAUGGGCGUUUUGGGACCAAAGUUGAGCACCACAAAGACGGUCGUGGCAACUACUCGACGCAGUCAGCCAACAAGCCCAACGACGGGAAGGUCCGGGAGAAGAUGGGCGACCGCACGAUUCGCGAGAAAGAGGGUUCAUGGACUUCUCGAGGAAAUGUUGCGAGGUCUUACACUAGGGACAGUGGAUCGUACAACGUGGUCACCGACAAUUGUCAGCAUGCGUCAAACAGG
Molecule: messenger RNA, 312 nt
Organism: Symbiodinium necroappetens
Lineage: Eukaryota; Dinophyceae; Suessiales; Symbiodiniaceae
Source: the annotation of a GenBank genome assembly